Myiozetetes cayanensis is the source of this 1698-nucleotide messenger RNA. RefSeq names its product myosin binding protein H (gene MYBPH). The transcript has 11 exons. Bases 1 to 1590 code for a protein of 529 amino acids. Lineage: Eukaryota; Metazoa; Chordata; Aves; Passeriformes; Tyrannidae. The record is from RefSeq and is a predicted model, not a curated record. Gene Ontology annotation, molecular function: protein binding.
AUGACGGGGAAAUCGGCCCCUCCAGCCAAAAAACCCGCCCCGGUGGCUGCCAAGAAAAAGGCAGCGCCGGCCCCCAAGGAAAAGGCAGCUCCGGCCCCCAAGGAAGAACCGGCCCCAAAGGAAGAACCAGCCCCAAAGGAAGAACCGACCCCAAAGGAAGAGCCGACCCCAAAGGAAGAAGCGGCCCCUAAGGAAGAAGUGGCCCCGGCCCCAGCUGCUGAAGAGCCCCCGGCCCCCACAGAAGCCGCUCCCACCCCCCCAGAAGCCGGAGCAGAAGCCACUCCAGCCCCCGAGGAAGGUUCCCCAGCACCCCCCGCCGAACCCCCGGCCCUCGAACCUGAACCCCAGCCAGAGAAGCCCAAGGAAGAGCCACCCAGCUCCCCCCUGUCCUUGGCCGUGGAGGAGGUGAGCGAGAAUUCCUUCACGCUGACCUGGAAAGCUCCGGAGCACACGGGCAAGGCGGGCCUGGAUGGAUACCUGGUGGAGAUCUGCAAGGAUGGAAGUUCUGAGUGGAAAGCUGUGAACCAGGAGCCUUUUCUUUCCACGCGCUACACGGUCCCAAACCUCAGCUCCGGGGACAAGAUCCACGUGCGGGUGACGGCCGUCGGUGCCAGCGGCUCCAGCGCCCCGGCCACACUGGAGCAGCCAGUGCUCAUCAGGGAGAUCCUCCAGCUCCCAAAGAUCCGGAUGCCUCGUCACCUGCGGGAGACUUACGUCAGGCAUGUCGGGGAUGCCGUGAACAUCAUGAUCCCUUUCCAGGGAAAGCCCCAGCCCGAGGUGACGUGGACCAAGGGGGACCAGCCCCUGGACAGCUCCCGCGUCAACAUCCGCACCACGGCGCGGGACACCAUCUUCUACAUCCGGCAGGCCCAGCGCGCAGACUCGGGGCAGUACCAGCUGUGCGUGAGGAUCAACGGUGCCGAGGACAGGGCCGUCCUGGACAUCCAGGUGGUUGAGCCACCUGGGCCCCCCCAGAACCUGAAGCUGGUGGAUGUGUGGGGCUUCAACGUGGCCCUGGAGUGGACCCCCCCUGUGGACAACGGGAACGCCGAGAUCAAGGGCUACAGGGUGCAGAAGUCAGACAAGAGGAGCGGGAAGUGGUUCACGGUUCUGGAGCGCUGCACCCGCACCAGCUGCACCAUCUCCGACCUCAUCAUCGGCAACACCUACUCCUUCCGCGUCUUCUCCGAGAACUGCUGCGGGCUCAGCGACAGCGCCGCCGUGGCCGCCGGGGUGGCCCACAUCGAGAAGACAAAAACCACUUACCAGCCAGAGAAGAUCCCCCAGAGGGACAUGAUGGAGCCUCCAAAGUUCACCCAGCCCCUGACAGACCGAACCACCACCCGGGGCUACAGCACUCACCUCUUCUGCUCCGUCAGGGGCUUCCCCCAGCCCAAAAUCAUCUGGUUGAAAAACCAGAUGGAGAUCCGGGAAGACCCCAAGUACAUCGCGAUGAUCGAGCAGGGCGUGUGCUCCCUGGAGAUCCGCAAGCCCAGCCCUUUCGACGGCGGCGUUUACACCUGCAAGGCCGUGAACGCCCUCGGGGAGGCCUCGGUGGACUGCAGGCUGGAUGUGAAAGUGCCCAAGUGAGGACGGAUCGAAGAGCAAGACAAAGAGCAAGGUGGAUGCUGCAGCUGCUGGGUGGGAUCAGGGCCGGUGGUGAUGCCCUGGUCUCUGCUGCUGGGGGGCUGCCCCUGC